UGCGGCUGGAAGAUGGCGCCCUCGGGCCCGGGCAGAGUCAGGCGGCGCUGCCGGCGGGUGCUCUACUGGAUCCCGGUGGUGUUCAUCGGCCUCCUGCUGGGCUGGUCCUACUACGCCUACGCCAUCCAGCUGUGCAUGGUGUCCAUGGACAACAUUGGCGAACAAGUCUUGUGCCUGAUUGCUUACCAUCUACUUUUUGCAAUGUUCGUCUGGUCAUACUGGAGAACUAUCUUUACGUUACCAAUGAAUCCUUCAAAAGAAUUCCAUCUCUCUUAUGCAGAGAAAGAGCUGCUGGAGAGAGAACCAAGAGGAGAAGCCCAUCAAGAAAUUCUCAGGCGAGCAGGCAAAGAUCUUCCCAUCUACACCAGGACCAUGUCUGGAGCAAUCCGAUACUGUGACAGAUGCCAACUCAUAAAACCAGAUCGCUGUCAUCACUGUUCCGUCUGUGAUAAAUGUAUUUUGAAGAUGGAUCAUCAUUGUCCGUGGGUGAACAAUUGUGUUGGAUUUUCAAAUUACAAAUUUUUCCUUCUUUUCUUGGCUUAUUCUCUGCUAUACUGCCUUUUUAUUGCUGCUACGGAUUUACAGUAUUUUAUCAAAUUUUGGACAAAUGGCCUACCUGAUACUCAAGCCAAGUUCCAUAUUAUGUUUUUAUUCUUUGCUGCAGCUAUGUUUUCUGUCAGCUUGUCUUCUCUGUUUGGCUAUCAUUGUUGGCUAGUCAGCAAAAAUAAAUCUACAUUAGAAGCAUUCAGAAAUCCAGUAUUUCGUCAUGGAACAGAUAAGAAUGGAUUCAGCCUGGGUUUCAGCAAAAAUAUGCGACAAGUUUUUGGUGAUGAGAAGAAGUACUGGUUGCUACCCAUUUUCUCAAGUCUAGGUGAUGGCUGUUCUUUUCCAACCUGCCUUGUUAACCAGGAUCCUGAGCAACCAUCCACUCCUGCAGGACUGAAUUCAACAGCUAAAAAUCCUGAAAACCACCAAUUUCCUGCCAAAAUGUUGCGAGAGUCCCAGAGCCACCUUCUUACUGAUUCUCAAUCUUGGACAGAGAGCGGCAUAAACCCAGGAAAGGGUAAAGCUGGUAUGAGCAACCCUGCGUUGACCAUGGAGAAUGAGACUUAACUCUUCAAGCAAAGUAUCAGUGUUGCAGGCGGAUGGAAGAGGCUUCCUGCAGAAAGGCGCGCUAGCCAGUUAUUCCUAUUUCCUGUUGGCUAGAUUUGCAGAGCGUGAAUGAUUGGUUCUGUCUGAGCCAUGGCUUAAAACGUAACACAUUUUUUAUACAGUAUACAGAUCGUUUCAACUAUCACAAAUUCCUGUCAAAUAUUAACACUACUUAUGGUUUCUGAAUCGAGAGGGGGAAUACCUUCUAUUAUAAAACCUUGGAAUAAAUUCAUGGGCUAGUUUCACCCAGAUAUUUGGGCAGCACAAUGUAUCACAUAAAAUCUGAUUUUCAGAUUCAGGAAAUGGAGAAGAUUAAGAUAGUGUUUGAGAUUUAAGAGAUUUCAAGCCAGAUGACAACGGUAAGCUUUAUUUGUGAAACCUGCUAGUUACCUGUGAGAAGGUGGAUGUAGCAAACCAGACUCCUUUGUUUGUUCCUUCUGAUGUAAACCCAGCCUCAGACUGAGUGAAUUGUUGCAACUCCAAAUUCAUUACAAAGUCCCAGUGGCCUGCAGGUGAAGAUCACCCUCCGUUUUCACCAGACUUAAUCCAAUCUUAGCCUUGUUCCCUGCUGGAAACGAAGUAUGGACAUUGAAGCUGAAGCUCACUGAUAAAGCCAUUAGCUAGAAAACUCUUGUCAGAACUAAUUACAAUACACCGGAAAUAUAUUUUUCCUCUCUUCCAGUCUUCUUAAAUUGAGGGGAAAAAUCUGUAACAACAAUUACAAAGCGUGGCUUAUGACAUUCUUUUGUCAAUUUGGUUUAAAAAAUAUCUUUUUAGGUUAUUUCUCCUAUGGGAUGUAGCAAAAAUACUAAAUUUCUAUUAAGAAUUCCUGAUGGGUCACUAGAUGAAUCCUUCAGCGAUAUCUGUGUUAUUUCUAUGCCUCUCAGCAAAACUACCUAUUUAGAUUAAAUUAUGCAAAUUAUCAAACAACAUCUGGUCUUCUGGAAAUUUAGUUCAACAUGAACUAAAGCAGCAUGCUGUUUGGAGAUAUAGUUCAAGAUAGACUAAGGUGGUUUGUUUGUUGAUACCAGAAUGUUCAGCUUCAGUAAACAUACUGAGAAGCUCUUGUGCCUUGUAUGUGCUAUUUAAAAAAAAAAAAGUUUUGUUCCUUUUUUUUUUUAAUUUGAAUGAAGUGUAUGUAAGUUUUGUAAUUGUAAUUAGCAAAUGGAAUAACAGGCUGCAUGCUUUUUGGUACUGACUUUGAGAGUUUAAAGCAGAUUACCUUUUAAAACUACACAGCUGAAGAACUCACAUUUAAUCAAAGAGAAAAUGAUGUUAAACUUUUCAAAGUCUUUGUUAGACAAAAAUUCAACACAAGGAAACUAGAAGGCCAGAGGAUAAUGGAAUAAAAGAUCUUGGCAAUUAGUCCUUGCUAACCAUAUAAUAUAAGGAGUUUUACAGUAAAUGCGUUAAGGAAAGAGUCAGCAUCAGCCAAAUGCAUUUUAUGGUUAUUUGAGUGCAGUUCUUUGAACAAUAGGAUCGCCGUCUUUUUCAGACUUUUUUUUUAAGAGCUAAAGAUUUUAACCUGAUAAUCUGCUUUAAGAAAUCUCAGAAGAUAUGAUACAUUUUUACUUUUAUCUUAACUUAGCAUUUUUUUGGUCCCAUUUUUCACUACCUAAAGUGCCAGAUUGGAACCGAUAGCUACUGCUAGAAGUCUUAAUGGCAACAGCAGCGCGUGCUAUAUUAAGAGUUUAAUGCAGCCAAUUUUUUUUCAAAGCGCAGUACUAGAUCUCUUUUCCUAGACAAGAUUCUGUUAGGAGUUCCCUCAUUUAUCACUAUUUUUUUUUUUAAUUUGAGUAAACUUGUCAAACUGAAAGCAAAGAAAAAAGGAGGGAUUUUUCUCCUUUUCUCACUAGAGAACUGUUAAUUUUUUCCCCUUUAAAUCUUUUAUGUAAUUAUUCAAAAGCAUGAAAACAUUUUCAUUAAGUUGUAAUGGUUCCCUUUCUGUUUUUAUACUAUGGACAACUGUUAAAGAAUUUUUGGUUUUGUUUGUUUCAGUUCUAGGGGAUGAUAAUUUUUUUGGAAAUGAUCGCAUAUCUCAUUAAAUAUGAAGUAUAUAUUAUACCUGAGAGAAGAAAGCAACAAAUAAACCUACGUUUUGUACAUAGCUAUAAAAUUUACUUUUAAAUUAUUUUAAACAUUUUACUUUAAAAAAAGUUAUUGGCUUAACUCAAAGUCGAAAACAAGUUUACACUUCAACUGUCCUGAUUAUCCAUUAAACUGAUAAUCUUUAUUUUUCCUGUGUUUGGAAAUUCUACUAUACACACAUUAGGAUAUAAGAAGUUUUUCAUUUAAAAACUAUUGUACAAACUGCCUCUUAUACAUUAGUUAACUUUUUGCUAUUGCGCAAUGGAAUAGGUUUUGCUUUUUCAAAGAUAAAUUAAAGAAAAAUAUUUCAUCUAAAUAUAAAUGACCAGACAUUCGAGGAAGUGCGUUUCCACCAAUUCCCUCCUGUUAUGUCCGAAUAAAGUCUGGUUGAUCACGAAGUUGAAAUUGCCUUUGCGCUGACAAUCGAAAUUGCUUUGAAUAUAUACUUUUCUUAAUCGUCUACUAGGGCUACUCAUGGCAAAAUUCAUGUCUACAGCCUGGCUGUUACAUAGGGUUUUGUUUUUCUUUUUUUAAAGGGAGGAGGGAGGAUGGGUGAAUGAAGUAAUUGCUCAUUAGUAGUAAUUAAAUGAUUCUCAGGACAGUCAGUGACAGACUAUGAAAUUCGUGUACACUGCAAUCAGCAGAGAACUAUUGGAAAUAUGGCAUAUGUUUGACAAGAAAAAAACUAUAUUCACUAGGGAAAUCAAAUGCAAAAGAUUUAUAAACGUGUAUAAAAAAUUACUCUAGAAAUACUGUUGUUCAUGCUUCAAGGAAGAAAACACGUGAAAACCUGUUACGCCAUUAUAUAAUGAACUAGAAAUUCUUCCCUAUUUUGAAUUACAUGUAAACUUGCUGCGCUGGCUCAGAGGUCAGUCAGCCGUAGACUCUGGUGUAUACUCAUCACAUGAUCGCGUACUUACCUGUGAAAGGGAUGGCUCUGAUACUCCUAUGAGUUACAAAAUAAAAGUAUGAACCUACGCAAACCACAGAAAAUGGUCAAUGCAAGCCCACUUCCAUUGUAAACCACGUAAACCACGCGGGAGAUACCCCAGUACGACCGUUCCCUCCAUGGAUUUUUCACAAAUAACAUAUAUCUGUACGUAAGAUCCGCCUGCAGAAACCUGUUUUUCCCCAGUAGACAACCACCUGACUUAAUCCAACAUGUUUUCGCAGCCUACACUCCUUUUUCCACAUACUGAGCCUACUUAGAUGUGGAAGAGGACCCUGUUAUACACCUUACGUAUUUGUUACUCUUGUACAAAAGAUACCACUGGAAUUUUUUAACCUUGUCUUGGUAAAAAAAUUAUAGAUUCUAAUUUUUAUUGAAAUAUUAGCAAUUUGAAUAUGUAACUAAUUAUUCAAAGCAUUAAAUAAAUGCCAACAU
Trichechus manatus latirostris (Florida manatee) is the source of this 4624-nucleotide messenger RNA. It is a transcript of the gene ZDHHC2, whose product is annotated as zinc finger DHHC-type palmitoyltransferase 2. Gene Ontology annotation, molecular function: palmitoyltransferase activity. The coding region runs from base 13 to 1113 and encodes 366 amino acids. Lineage: Eukaryota; Metazoa; Chordata; Mammalia; Sirenia; Trichechidae. The transcript is spliced from 13 exons. The record is from RefSeq and is a predicted model, not a curated record.